GUUUCUAAGCAAAAAGGUUGAUUAUUUUAUAUAUCCAAUCAACAUAUUUUUUUUAUUCCAUUUCUAUCCAUCUUUAUUUUAUUUUAUUUUAUUUGAUCUCUCAUUAAAUGUAGCAGUAAAGGAUCAUAGCACUCCAAGAUUUCCAAUCUUGCUCACAUCCACGAUGCGUUUGAUUAAAUGCUUCAAUGUGGUAUAUAACACAGGUUGUGACAGGAAAUAGAGUUUCAAGAAGCUAGAAACCAGAAACUUUAGAUUAGUUAUCAAUUGAACUAACUGAAGUGCUUUUGUUGAUAUGAGAUUAAAAUUUGCAAACAAAUAUUGAAAGAUAAUGGACACAGGUCAAUGGCUUCGAAACUCCUUAGCACAUCUUCCAUUACUACAGAAUGCCAAAAGUGCACAGCUUUUGAAAUACCCGCUUGCUUGUUCCUCAAGUUUAUCAAAUGUCGUUAUUCUUCAUCAGCUUUUCACCCUAAACAUUUCGUUAACCUUGACCGUUGUUUCAAUUCAGACUCUUUCUAUGCGUCUCUCAUUGAUAAAUCUACCCACAAGAGACACAUUGAUCAAAUACAUAACCAGUUAGUUGUGUCAGGGUUGCAACAUAAUGGGUUUCUCAUGACCAAAUUGGUUAAUGGGAGUUCAAAUCUUGGACAAUUUUGUUAUGCCCAUAAGCUGUUUGAUGAAUUUCGCAACCCGGAUGUGUUUAUGUGGAAUGCUAUUAUUAGGAGUUAUUCAAGGAACAAUAUGUUCAGGGAUACCAUUGAAAUGUAUAGAUGGAUGAGAUGGAAAGGAGUGCAUCCUGAUGGAUUUACUUUUCCUUAUAUACUUAAAGCUUGUACUGAGUUGUUGGAUUUUGGUUUGAGUUGCCUAGUUCAUGGACAGAUAAUCAGAUAUGGGUUUGGGUCGGAUGUGUUUGUGCAGAAUGGCCUUGUGGCAUUGUAUGCUAAAUGUGGUCAUAUUGGUGUGGCAAGAGUGGUGUUUGAUGAGUUAUACGAUCGGACGGUUGUUUCAUGGACUUCCAUCAUUUCUGGAUAUGCACAAAAUGGGGAAGCUAUGGAAGCAUUGAGACUGUUCAAACAAAUGAGAAAUACUGAUGUGAAACCAGAUUGGAUUGCUCUGGUAAGUGUUCUGAGGGCUUAUACUGAUGUAGAUGACUUGGAGCAAGGGAGAUCUCUUCAUGGCAGCAUCAUCAAGAUGGGUCUUGAAGAUGAGCCUGAUUUGCUUAUCUCACUUACUUCUUUUUAUGCUAAAUGUGGGUUGGUGACAGUUGCAAGAUCUUUCUUUGAUCAAAUGAAGAUGCCGACUGUGAUCAUGUGGAAUGCAAUAAUAUCUGGCUAUGCAAAGAAUGGUCAUGCUGAGGAAGCAGUACAUCUAUUUCAUGACAUGAUCUCGAGAAAUAUUGAACCAGAUUCUAUCACUGUGAGGUCUGCAAUCUUAGCCACUGCACAAGUUGGUUCCCUCAAAUUAGCAAAAUGGAUGGAUGACUGUGUCAGCAAGAUUAAAUAUGGAAGUGACAUUUUUAUUAAUACAGCCCUCAUCGAUAUGUAUGCAAAAUGUGGAAGUGUAGAAUCUGCUCGUAUGGUAUUUGAUCGUAGUUCUGAUAAGGAUGUUGUUAUGUGGAGUGCCAUGAUUAUGGGAUAUGGAUUGCAUGGUCGAGGCUGGGAAGCCAUUAAUCUUUACUAUGCAAUGAAGCAAGCGGGGAUAUUUCCAAAUGAUGUCACCUUUAUUGGGCUUCUCACAGCAUGCAAUCAUACUGGCCUUGUAAAAGAGGGAUGGGAGCUAUUCCAUUGCAUGAAAGACUUCGAAAUUGAGCCUCGCAAUGAGCAUUAUUCUUGUCUGGUUGAUCUCUUGGGACGAGCGGGUUAUCUGGAUUGGGCUUGUGCAUUUAUAAUGAAAAUGCCCAUUGAACCUGGUGUAAGUGUAUGGGGAGCACUUCUGAGCGCAUGCAAGAUCCAUCGUCGUGUAUCAUUAGGAGAAUAUGCUGCAAAUAAGCUAUUCUUAUUGGAUCCAUACAAUACAGGACACUAUGUGCAACUCUCUAACCUCUAUGCUUCCUCUCGUUUGUGGGAUCGUGUUGCACAUGUUCGAGUUCUGAUGAGGGAGAAAGGAUUGAGUAAGGACCUUGGUUACAGUGUAAUUGAAAUCAAUGGGAAGCUACAAGCAUUUCAUGUAGGGGACAAGUCACACCCAAUGGCUAAGGAAAUUUUUUGUGAGCUUCAGAGAUUAGAAAGAAGAUUGAAGGAGGUUGGGUUUAUCCCACAUACAGAAUCUGUUUUGCAUGAUCUGAAUUAUGAAGAGAAGGAGGAGAAUCUUAGUUUUCAUAGUGAGAGGAUAGCUGUUGCUUAUGGGCUUAUUAGUACUGCUCCUGGAACCACACUUAGAAUAACAAAGAAUCUUCGAGCUUGUGUAAACUGUCAUUCUGCAAUUAAGAUUAUAUCAAAGCUUGUAGAGAGGGAGAUUAUUGUAAGGGAUGCAAAUCGUUUUCAUCAUUUUAAGAAUGGUUUGUGUUCCUGUGGAGACUAUUGGUGAGAAUAAUGUCUCAACCUCAAACAAGGAGUAGCACUUCGGGCAAGUUGACUGCUUGCUAGUUUUUUGUGACAAUCGAUCUGAGAUGUAAUCUUUGGCAGUAACUUUUCCUCAAUAUCAGUAGAGACAGCAUGGAUAUUUUGGUAAUAAAUGACAGUUUUUAAAAAUUGUGUAGUUGUCUGCUGAUAUAUGCAUCAAGAGCGGUUCUUACAUUUUGUUAUUGAAACUUAAUGUUCUGAUCUUUAAAGUGUUUUUGCUUUUUGAUGGAGAAAGAGAAGAAAGGAGAGAAGUAGCGGCGUUUUUCUUCUUAAUGUUUAAGAUGGAUCAUAACAAAACUAGGAUAAGGUGACAGAAAGGUGUAUUUCUUAAGCUUUAUGCCUAAUUGUGAAUUUUUCUUAUGUAGUUUAUUCUUAUCAUGUUUAAUCUAACUUCAUUGCAAUUAUUGGGUUUUUCAGAUUUUAGAGCCUAUCUUCAUUCCAGUGUCCAUAUGUUAUCCUCAUGGAAUUGGGAUGGACAAACCAGAUACUACUGAAAACCUUCAUGCUAUUAAGGAGUUUAGCCGAGUUUGCUGUUCUCUUUUCAUUGUUCCAACAGCUUAUGCAUUUUGGAACCAAUAAAAUGGACUGCUUAAUCAGCUUUACGUGACAAAGAAAAACUGAUACGAAACACACCAAAAUAUUUUAUUUGAAUUUUGAUACCUUGUUAACAUGUAUUAUGUUUAAAAGUAAAAAAUAAAAUAAAAUUCACGUAUAUUUAUUUUAUAUACCUUGUCGUAUUCAUGUCUUAAUUUGUUUAAAAAGUUAUAUCAUGUAGAUUUAUAAUAGAUAUGGUGUCCCCAUGAAAAAUAUAUCAGAUGUUAUAAUAUCUUUUAACUUCGUAUUUGUUUCUGCUGGAGUAGAUAACCGUCUCAAUGGAAGGUUUUCUUUUGGUAGAGAAAAUUUUUUGGAAGAGGUCUCAAUUGAAAGGUUUUAAAUAACCAUACUUAAAAUCUAGUUUAGUUCGUGUAAUCAGUAACUAAUAUUUUUACUCUCAGAUAUUUUUUCUUUUCGAUUUCUUCUACUUAACUAAGUUGACAAAUCCUUAUUGUCUACUAUUCUCUUGACAACUUUCAAGCAGCUACUUGAACUUGAAUCGUUUCCUUUGUUACCAAUCAAAGGAUCUUAUUAGCAUAAAGGAAUAAAAAAAUUAAACCCUUUUAUAAUUGUGUGGAGGGGUGUUUUAGUGUUUGGUGUGUGGAUUAUUAGUUUAUUUCUUAUAAUUUGAUGACUUAUAUACAAUAAAUCAUUUUUGGUGAGUGUAUGUUUAUUAUAUUUGGUGGAAAAAAGUUAUCAUUUAAA
Abrus precatorius (Indian licorice) is the source of this 3860-nucleotide messenger RNA. Its product is annotated as pentatricopeptide repeat-containing protein At3g12770. The transcript has a single exon. Bases 343 to 2526 code for a protein of 727 amino acids. NCBI's taxonomy places the organism in Eukaryota, Viridiplantae, Streptophyta, Magnoliopsida, Fabales, Fabaceae. Gene Ontology annotation, biological process: RNA modification. Gene Ontology annotation, molecular function: zinc ion binding; protein binding; RNA binding. The record is from RefSeq and is a predicted model, not a curated record.